This is a messenger RNA of Prorocentrum cordatum, 3162 nucleotides long. Lineage: Eukaryota; Dinophyceae; Prorocentrales; Prorocentraceae. The record is from the annotation of a GenBank genome assembly.
GUGCCGGACGGCAGAGCGGCUUCAGUGUGCUCCCUGCUCCCGCCGAUCGGGUCGCGAUCUGCUGGCCCCGCGUCCACGGCGGGCACGGCUCCCGUGACGCACCGGCGGCUACGCGGCAAGCAGGCCGACUUCAUGGUCAGGACGGCGUUCAUCAGGGUCCACUCCGUUGGAACGGCUGGUACGGCGAUCCCGCCGCGCCGGCGUUUGAAGGGCAAGCGGGCCGUUUUUUCUGCCAGACCUGGGCAGAAAGUGGCGGAGAGAUUCAGCUGGGUCUGCAAGCUCUGUGACAAGCAGUACGUGCGGACCGACCCCAGGAAGAUCCAGUCCAUCAAGGCGAGCCACCUGUACAUGAAGCACCGCAGGGAUCCAAGGGUGAAGGAGAUCCCGACGCUGUACAUUGCCAGACAGAACGUUCUCGAUCCCACAGUCUUCUCUGACACGGACGCCCACCUGGCCACAGGCAUCCCCAUGGAGGUUCGCACGUGGUCGUGUCCGAUGCCUGGGUGUGAUGUCGCUACCGCCGCCCCGCUGGUGACCCAGCCGGUGCGCACGCGGCUCCUGCAGCACCAUUGGUCGAAGGCACACAAGGACGAGCUGGAAUACGAGAGUUUUUCGAACAAGAGCAUUGGUUUCAAUCAUCCUGCCACUUCUAAGGCCCAGACCCUUAGCAGGAUGGAGGCCAUGUGGAAAGAGCGGACUGUGUCCACAUGGCAUGACAGACAGAUCAACGGCCACCACUUCAAGGUCGUGGAGCUCGGAUCGGCGAUCUGGGGCAAGGAGCAGAACAAGUCCCCCGCGGGCCGGACGCACCUGAACGGAGCGCCGUCGCGGCAACGUACGUGCAUCCAUUGCUUCGGCGUGUGGCCGAUGUGCGUGAACGGGGAGAAGGUCGCGGAGUUCCGGUGCAAGGGUCUGGCCGACGGGGGCCUCUUCUGGCGCACCGAGACCCACCUCUGGAAGUGGCACCACACCACUGAGGCAGACAGGACCGCCCUCAAGGAGCUUUGGGACCAGGGUCGCACGCCCAUGUCUCCGCAGCAAUGGGAGGCGCUGUCCAAGGCGGCGGACCUGGUCGCACAGACGCGGGCUGCGACGGAGGAGCAGCAGGUCCAAGUCCUGGUGAAGCGGACCGUCGAGACCGUCAACGGCCUGAGCGGAGGCGCUUUCACUAAGAAGGCGGAGGCGGCCGCCGCGCCGCACGAGGCAGGCGAGCUCACUCUCGCCACCGCGAAUGUCAGUUCAUGGCAUGAACACAGCCGCGCCCUGCUCAACGCUGUCGUGCAGCACCAGUGCGAUGUUGUCAUGCUUCAGGAGUGUCGUCUGACACAGAUGCAGUUGAUCACUCAGCAGUCUACGCUGCGCCAGUCCAGAUUUACCCUGCACAAAGGCACUUUGGCAGAGGAGGCCGGUACGCGGCUACACCCGGCCGCGAGAGAAUGCGUCGGGGGCCUCUGCUUCCUGGUGCACAACGACUGUCAGUUCCGGCUGAUCGACUCUACACGCAUGGCCGGCGGAGAGGCGGCCAUUGGCGUCGUAACGGCAGGUUCCUCGACCUUCAUCGUGGGCAACAUACACCGACGUUCGGCAUCCUCUGACGCAGAGAAGCUGGCGCUGGAAGAAUGGAUUGAACAGACUUUGGCAGCCUGGCCCUCCGAGCACACCGCUUUCGUGGCCGGCGACUUCAACGAGGUCCCCCACAAGCUGGACAUGGAGGGGAUGUGCGGCGGCAGCUUUCGGGCGGUGGCCAGUGCUCGGCCGACUCGGCGCCAGGGGAGGCGUGUCAUAGAUUAUUUCUUGGCGCGGGCUCAGGAGGGUAUCUCUUUGUGUGCACGAACCUCUGACGUGCCGAUCGCAGACCACUACUUAGUGUACAUGAGCAUUCCUGCUGGUGCGCACGCUCACGAGCGAGGGAAGCAAUGGGACAAGCCGAGGCCGUACCGGGCCCCUGACGAGGACCAGGCCCGGGAGGAGUGGACAGCGCGGGUCGCCGACUCGUGGCGCACUGACACAGACGCAGCCUUUACAACGACAGAAGAAUGGUGGGCGUCGUGGACGCGCCGGGCAGAGGGUGCCCUUCGGAGCGCUUCGGACACGCCGUCCUCCAAAGGAUGGAAGCACCAAUCCAAGAUCAGGGAGCGUUCGAAGCCGUCGGACAUCCUGCCGGACCACCUGCAGCUCUCGCCCGAGGAGGACAUGCUUCGCCGGUACGUGGCCUUGGAUGAGGAAGCCGGGCGCCAGACGUGGGCGGCGCGGCAGAGUUUCCAGAAGGAGGAGGCCAUCUUGCGCCGGCGGCUCGGGCUUCCUGCUGGCGCCGGGCUUCGUGCGCGCCAGAAGAUCGCGUCCAAGCGCCUGCACGACAUGCACCUGCGGGAGAAGCAGGAGCGGCUGGCCGCAUGGCGCCGGAAGCUGAACGACAUGAAGGGCUACGUGUACCGAUGGGUCAGGGGCGCCGCGCACUCGGCGGUGGAGGUGCUGUCCGGCUUCUGGAAGGACCACUUCAGCAGCAUGACCGGCGGCGCAGACCCGCAGGCCUUCCUCAGGGAGUACGCGGCAGAGAUAGACUUCAUGAAGGUACGCCUUGCGCAAGGGCACGGCCGUCUUCCGCUGGAUGCCCGUUCGGCGAUUGAGGAGUGUCGCUUCAGUGCUCCCAGCAUCUAUGAGUUGCGCCGGGCCCUCAAGCCCAUGCGUGGCAAGUCGGCGGGGGUGGACCUGUGGAGCGCGGAGGAGAUCCUGGCGCUCCCGGACGCCGCUCUCCUGGAGCUCGCCGACAUGUGCCUCUACGCUGAAGAGACGCAGUUCCCGCAGGCCAUGGUGCGCUGGCGGCAGGUCCACAUCCCAAAGGACACCGAGAAAGAUCCGCAGCUAGACCGUUUCAGACCGAUUGCGAUCGCUUCAGUCGCGUGGCGCUUCUGGAUGCGCUUUCGCACGCGGCAGAUCAUGGACUACAUUAUUCCUGUGUUCCACCCGUGCCAGGCUGGCGGGAUCCCAAGGCGGACCCUGGAGUCCCUUCUGGAUGGCAUUUUGGAUCGCAUCGAACAGGCCCUCGCCGAUAAGGACGGGCAGGUGUACGUCAGGCUCUGGGACUUCCAGGCUGCCUUCGACAGCGUGUCCCCGGCGCUGCUGGCGGAGCUGUGGUGUGCACUGGGUGUAGACGAGUGUGCG